AUGCUCGCUUUCGAAUCAUCCCGAAAUCAGCAGUCUUCGUACCAUCCCCAACUCUCAAUGGAUCCUACCAUGACGGAUCCUUUUGGGAUCGGGAUGGACGAGUACUCGCAGUACGCUCACAACCAGAGCCUUGCGAGGCCAGCCCACUCCUACAUGGACUCCUCAGCCCUGUAUGUCGAUUCGACGCCAUACACCCAACAACAGAUGACUUUUCCGCCUGUUCCCUCUACUCCUCCAUCGAUGACCACUUCCCAAUCGUCAGAACAGCCGAUGCCAGGUCUCUCCGGCCCGUCAAUUGCCAGUGCAUCGUCAUCCGCCAUUGGAUCUCCGUAUUCGGCAGCUACCCAUGGCCUGCAAGACCAGUGGAUCGACACCCAGCAUGGUCUUGGUCUGCCUACUGCAGUACUUCCCGAUUUGUUGUCUCUAGACUACACAGGCAGUAUUGUCGAUGCCGACAGGCUAUUUCACCAGGACAAAUUCCCCAGCGCCUCCACAUCAUACUCCCUGGCUCCUCAGGGAUUCUUUGCUUCCUCUCCGAUUGGCUCACCUCUACCCCAGGCACACCAUGUGCAACAACAACAACAACGUCAGUCACAGGUGACUAGUUCGCCUUUCAUGCCACAACAUGGCUUCCAGCAAAGCUCGGGAUCGGCCCACGAACGCCGGUUAUCAGUAUCUUCCAGCAAUUCCCGACCGUCGCAGCAGAGCCCUGUCGCCAGUACCGCUGAGACGGAUGAGGAGGGUCGGGAGAAAGGCCGCUGCCCUCACCCGGACUGCGGUCGGGUUUUCAGGGACCUCAAGGCGCACAUGCUCACCCACCAGUCAGAGCGACCGGAAAAAUGCCCGAUUGUUACCUGCGAGUACCACAUCAAAGGCUUCGCUCGCAAGUACGACAAGAACAGGCAUACCUUGACCCACUACAAAGGUACAAUGGUCUGUGGCUUCUGCCCUGGAUCAGGCUCCGCAGCCGAAAAGAGUUUCAACCGAGCAGAUGUCUUCAAGCGACAUUUGACAUCGGUUCACGGUGUUGAGCAGACUCCUCCCAACUGUCGAAAACGUACCCCUGCUGCCUCUAAGAAGGUCUCUGGUUACUGUGACGAUGCCACAGGCAAGUGCUCUACUUGCUCAGCGACUUUCAGCAACGCGCAGGACUUCUACGAGCAUCUCGACGAGUGUGUAUUGCGAGUUGUGCAGCAGGAGGAGCCCAGCGAAGCCAUCAACCAGCAGAGACUGGCAGAAGUAGCCGCUGAUGAAGAUGUGAAGAAGACCAUGGAGAAGCACAUGCUGCUUGACACGGCCGGUACCGUGCAGCAGUCUGACGUCGAUAAUGAUGACGAUGAUGAGGAUGAUUUUAAUGACACCUACAAUUCGCAUGGCCGAUCAGGGAAGGGCUCCCUUAAAUCGACCAAGGCUGGUGCCGGCACCCACACUCGCCCUAUUCGGGGCAACAGCGCCAUCACGAAGCAGUCUCAGAAUGCUGCUAGUAAGCUGCGCCCUUCCGCAUCAAAGAAGCGGAAUAACCGUCGCAACUACCCAUCAUCAUGGGGCUGCCCGAGCAGCGACAUGAAGACUAAGAAACGUGUUCUCUGUGUCUUCGACGGCCAGAACCGCCUCUGGAAGGAUGAGAUGAUGCUGGACAACGAAUUCGAGGUCCGCCUUCGUCUUCCUGGCGGUGCUGGUGACGGUACCAACCGUGAUGCCUAUGUGACAGACCUCGACGUCGAGACCCUCAAGCGGGCUGAGGGGGUCUUGAAUGCCACCGAGGAAGAAAGGGGCCCUUUGCUGGGACCUCCUUCCACAUGCCUGAUGGGACAGCCAGCCAUGCUGUUGCCUGAGCUGUCCCAUGGGCAGGUGGAAGAGGUGGACAUUGAUGACCUGAUUUAUUAGAAAGCUUUUCUUCUUUUCGGUUUUGACUUGAUAUAUCUUUAUAUCCCUGACUUGCGGUGGGUGCUAUUUGACACCACCCUGUUGUUUCAGGCGGUUUGGAAUUUCUUUGAUGUGCCUGUGCAGCGUUCUAGCGUGGACUCUUCUGAAUUUCUCUGUUGUCUUCUCUUCUGUGACUAUAUACACCAUACCGUCUUUUAGUCUGGACACUGUGAUAUCUACGGUUCUUUUGGGCAUGGGAAAAGGACUGGAUCAGGAUACCAUUGAAGCGUUGUGGAUUCAAUACAAGCACUCAACUUUUUUUCACAUUCAUCAUUUUAUAACAGACCUUGCUUCAAACGUAGAAGAGCGUAGUUCAUCUGGUGAACGGACGAGUACUGUAUUGCAUGAUUUGCCUUUGGG
Paecilomyces variotii is the source of this 2286-nucleotide messenger RNA. Its product is annotated as putative C2H2 finger domain protein. Gene Ontology annotation, molecular function: DNA-binding transcription factor activity, RNA polymerase II-specific; RNA polymerase II cis-regulatory region sequence-specific DNA binding. Gene Ontology annotation, biological process: regulation of transcription by RNA polymerase II. NCBI's taxonomy places the organism in Eukaryota, Fungi, Ascomycota, Eurotiomycetes, Eurotiales, Thermoascaceae. The transcript has 2 exons. Bases 1 to 1887 code for a protein of 628 amino acids. The record is from RefSeq and is a predicted model, not a curated record.